Molecule: messenger RNA, 714 nt
Organism: Entamoeba invadens IP1
Lineage: Eukaryota; Evosea; Mastigamoebida; Endamoebidae
Exons: 3
Source: RefSeq, a predicted model, not a curated record
AUGCCAUCUCCAAAAAUUGAGUACGACUCUGCAUACUUACACACUGUUACUGAGUGUGAAAACAAUUAUCUGAAGCUUCUUGAACAAUCUCCGAAUUAUGCAAACUUCGCAGAUAGCAAAUCAAAGGUUGUUUUGAGGUAUCAAAAAUUUGAAGCCGAGAGACUUGAAAAGGUGACAAGUGAAGUUAGUGAACAAUACGAGUCUCAUGUUUAUGACGCAAUUGAACAUUUCUUUAUAACAAUUUCUGGUGCAUCGACUAAUGCAUUAUUUACUAACAAUAGUGUAAUAAUUGCUAAUGUCUUGUAUACUAUUUCAAUUUACGUUGCUUCAUUUUAUAAGCUCGUCAAAACACGAAGAGGGUGUUAUACGGAGACAAUCAAUGUACUCUCCAAAUUUUUAAGUUACUGUACAAACACAGUGACUGCAACUAAAUCGUCAAUUGAAAUAUUGGGAAUGACCAUCGACACAUCAAACUUGGACAGACUCUUGAAAUCAAUUGAGACAGAAUUGGACAGUGAAGUCAAAAAAUACGUCUUGACUUUCCAAGACACGUUGAAAGAGGCCGUUUCUCUUUUCGAAAAGGUGAAUUACAAUAUCAGACAAAAUGACGAACAAAAUGAAACGAAUAAUGUCUACCAAAUUGAACUCUUCUCUAAUUCCCUUGUCGAGACACUUUCCUCUAAAACUAAAGACUUGGACAAAGCGACUGAAAGA